Messenger RNA from Stylophora pistillata, 1395 nucleotides. RefSeq lists its product as uncharacterized. Lineage: Eukaryota; Metazoa; Cnidaria; Anthozoa; Scleractinia; Pocilloporidae. The record is from RefSeq and is a predicted model, not a curated record.
AUGGGGGAGGAAACAAAUUUGAUAGACAAAGAACUGGGAGAGCUUUUUCAAAAACAGGCAAUCCAUCUGGUUUCCGAACACGAUCACAACGUGGGAUUUGUCAGCGGCCUGUUUGUUAUCCCCAAAAAGGGAGGCGGACAAAGACCAGUCUUCAACCUCCGCCAAUUAAAUCGAUUUAUCCAAUACAAACAUUUCAAAAUGGAGGGCAUUCAUAUGCUCAAAGAUCUUCCGAAACCAAACGAUUUCAUGGCAAAGAUUGAUUUGAAAGAUGCCUACUUUACAGUUCCAAUUUGGAAAGGUCACCAAAAAUUCCUCCGGUUUCUUUGGAAACCGUGGGAGUUUGCAUGCCUCCCAUUUGGAAUAGCAAGUGCCCCCAGAGUCUUUACCAAGAUUCUGAAACCGGUGAUAGGCCUGUUAAGAAAGCAAGGAAUUCGUCUAAUCAUUUAUUUAGACGGUUUUUUACUGAUAGCCUCCACCGAAGAAACUCUAACAUACCAUAUCACAUUGACAGUAACCCUUUUAGAGAUAUUAGGGUUUGUGGUCAAUUACCAAAAAUCCCAGCUAAAUCCUACACAGUCAAUAGAGUUUCUAGGUUUCCGUAUAAAUUCAGUUACACUAAACAUCAGCCUUCCCUUAGACAAAGUAAAGAGUAUCAGAAGAGAAUGCCAGAAAGUUCUGGAAAACCUAGACAUCACGAUAAGGGAGCUAGUUCUGCUUUUGGGGAAACUAAGUGCUUCAAUCCAGGCGGUGUUUCCAGCACCCCUUCAUUAUCGUCACAUCCAAGCAGUCAAAAAGCACAGUCUAGCUCUUCGUGGGGGCUACGAGUUCCCAGUGUGCUGGACAGAGGAAGCCCUCGAAGAACUAAAAUGGUGGAGAGACUUUUCUGCUUGGAACAGGAGAGCAAUUUUACGAACCCCUACUCACUUGACAAUCGAAACACAUGCUUCCUCGAUGGGAUGGGGAGCAUGUUGUGGAAACUUUCAGACCAGAGGGCUUUGGUCUCAGUCAGAAAGGCUCUUACACAUAAAUUGUUUAAAACUUCUAGCUGGCGAUUUUGCCCUAAAGUCAUUCCUAAAAAACAAGGGCAACAUCCAUGUAAAGUUAACAGCAAUAAGUUAUAUAAAAAAAAUGGGUGGGUCCACACCACUGAUCUUGUCAAGCCUAGCCCUCGACCUUCGGCAAUGGUGUCUAAAUCGGACUAUCACAGUCGAAGCUCAUCACUUGCCGGGGCGGUUAAACUUUGUGACCGAUUUCGAAUCCCGAGCUCAUCCAGAUUCCAGCGACUGGAAACUGGAACCAUCCAUCUUUCAAGGGAUCAACAACAAAUGGGGCCCUUUCACAAUGGGUAUUUUUGCAAGCAGACUGACAACAUUACUACCCAGGUUUGUGAGUUGA